Molecule: messenger RNA, 2766 nt
Organism: Helianthus annuus (common sunflower)
Lineage: Eukaryota; Viridiplantae; Streptophyta; Magnoliopsida; Asterales; Asteraceae
Product: kinesin-like protein KIN-14N
Exons: 15
Coding region: 343-2628 (761 amino acids)
Biological process (GO): microtubule-based movement
Molecular function (GO): microtubule motor activity; ATP binding; microtubule binding
Source: RefSeq, a predicted model, not a curated record
UUCAAAUUCAAAAAUAAUAAUAACAUUCACAUUUUUCAAAAUUCAAAAACCCCAUUUGAGUUCCAUCGUCUCCAUCAUCUUUUUCCUGCAAAUUCAAGCGAUCAAUUUAGCUUCAAUCGUUGUAGGCUAAAAUUUCAAUUCAAUGGACCCGUCUGACAAUCUUCCUCACACCCCACAAUCUUGCGUUUCAAGUAACACAACCUAACAAAACCCUCACUCAUCACUUCGUUUUUACUACUGGAUUUUAAUUAUUGUUUAAAAAUAUCAAAAGGGUUUGCAUUUUUUGGGUUGAAAUUAAAAGGGUUUGCGUAUUUUGGGAUAAUAUCAAAAGGGUUUUGAAGGAUGGUUAGACCGGCGAAUGGUGGUGGAAAACCACGGCAGGUUUUAUCGGAGGUUAAUGGUGAUCAAGAACCGGGUAUUCGGGUUGGGUCUGGGAGUGUUGCUGGGUCGGAUUGUGGUGGGUUUGAGUUUUGUAAAGAGGGUGUUGAAGCAUUGUUGAAUGAGAGGAAGAUCACCAAGAAUAUGAGUCUUAAGGAGAAAUGUGAUGUGAGGCAGGAUUAUAUAAAAAGGCUUAGAAUGUGCAUCAAAUGUUUUCAAGAACAUGAAGUGGAGCUUUUGUUGAAGCAAGAACAGGACGCGAAGAAGUUGGAAUCUGCAGAAAAGAGAUGCGGUGAUUUGGAAAUGCUAAUGAGUCAAAAGGAAGAAGAACUGAAUUCGAUAAUCAUGGAGUUACGCAAGAAUUGCACAGCUUUACAAGAGAAAUUUGCAAAGGAAGAAUCAGAGAAAUCAUCUGCAUUGGAAUCGUUAACCAAAGAGAAGGAUGCUCGAUUGUCCGCAGAAAGAUCACACGUUUCUGUCAUGGAAGAACUUGAGAGAGCUCAAAGAGAGUGUUCAAGCGCAAAUGAAAAGAUCUCAUCACUUAACGAUAUGUACAAGAGACUGCAAGAAUACAACACGGGCUUACAACAAUACAACAGCAAGCUUCAAUCAGAGCUUAAUCAAACCCACGAGGCUCUUAAACACGCGGAAAAACAAAAGGCUGUUGUGGUGGAGAACCUGAGCAACUUACGGGGCCAUUGCAAAUCUUUGCAAGAUCAGUUGAACGCUGCUAAAACAAGUAGCAAUGAGACAAUGAAGCUAAAAGAAGCGUUGGCAAGUGAGGUUGGACGGUUGAGAUUGGAUUUACAACAAGUGAGAGAUGAUCGAGAUCGCGUGUCGACACAAGUUCAAGAUUUGUCAACCGAAGUGUCGAAAUAUAAAGAGUGGACUGGAAAGUCAACGGCUGAAUUGGGGAACCUUACAACAAAGUCAAACGAGCUAGAGGCAACAUGUUCUUCACAAAGUAAUCUGAUAAAGAAAUUGCUAGAAAAACUUGCUGCUGCUGAGAAUAAACUAGAGAUGUCUGAUUUAUCGGCCUUUGAGAUAAGAACCGGAUACGAAGAACAACAAAGAGUUAACUCUGAUUUACAGCUUCGUCUAGCCGAUGCAGAAUUAAAACUCGUUGAAGGAGAAUCUUUGCGUAAAAAGUUGCAUAACACGAUAUUGGAAUUGAAAGGAAAUAUACGAGUUUUUUGCAGGGUACGACCACUAUUGUCUGAUGACGGUGCCGACAACGAACCAAAGACGGUUUCUUUUCCUACAACAACGGAUAAUAUGGGUCGGGGAAUUGAAUUGUUGCAAAAUGGGCAAAAACAUUCGUUCAUUUUUGAUAAGGUAUUUGUGCCUGAAUCUUCACAAGAAGACGUGUUUGUAGAGGUCUCACAGCUUGUUCAGAGUGCUUUGGAUGGUUAUAAGGUUUGCAUCUUUGCUUACGGUCAAACAGGGUCCGGAAAAACGCAUACGAUGAUGGGUACACCUGGCAGCUUUGACGAUAAAGGAUUGAUACCUCGUUCGUUAGAACAAAUAUUCGAGUCCAGACAAACGCUUCAAAACCAAGGGUGGAAGUACGAUAUGCAGGUUUCGAUGCUGGAAAUAUACAAUGAGACAAUACGCGACCUGUUGACAACAAACCGACCCGGUUCAACCGAGUUGGGUACGAAGCAGUACGCGAUUAAACAUGAUGCAAAUGGAAACACGCAUGUUUCUGACCUGACUGUAGUUGAUGUAUGUAGUAGCAGAGAAGUGUCGUUUUUGUUAAGUCGGGCUGCACAAAGCAGGUCCGUGGGUAAGACUCAAAUGAACGAACAAUCGUCGAGAAGCCAUUUUGUGUUCACUAUGAGGAUCACGGGUGUUAACGAGGGCACAGAGCAACAAGUGCAAGGUGUACUUAACCUUAUUGAUCUUGCGGGUAGUGAACGUCUCUCCAAAAGCGGGUCAACCGGGGACCGUUUAAAGGAAACUCAAGCCAUCAACAAAAGUCUGUCAUCGUUAAGUGACGUUAUUUUUGCUUUAGCGAAGAAGGAAGAACAUGUACCCUAUAGGAACUCGAAACUUACGUAUCUGCUUCAGCCUUGCUUAGGUGGAGAUUCCAAGACUUUGAUGGUUGUAAAUGUUUCUCCGGCACCUAGCUCGCUUAACGAGUCGCUUUGUUCUCUUCGGUUUGCUGCAAGAGUUAACGCGUGUGAGAUUGGAACGCCUCGGAGACAAACCUCUGUGAAGGCGUUUGAUGCGAGAUUCAGCUAUGGCUGAUGAGUUUUUAUGUUUGAGAAUUACACGCAUUCGUAAUUAGUUUUUGAAAUUCUUACAGUUUGGUGUUGAUGUCUACACCAGAGAAAUAUGAAUGAUGAACAUCUUGGUUAAUAGAUUUGGAUUUGUGUUUUUGUACUA